Messenger RNA from Eurytemora carolleeae, 505 nucleotides. It is a transcript of the gene MED9, whose product is annotated as mediator of RNA polymerase II transcription subunit 9-like. Gene Ontology annotation, molecular function: transcription coregulator activity. The record is from RefSeq and is a predicted model, not a curated record. The transcript has 5 exons. Gene Ontology annotation, cellular component: mediator complex. The coding region runs from base 48 to 410 and encodes 120 amino acids. Lineage: Eukaryota; Metazoa; Arthropoda; Copepoda; Calanoida; Temoridae. Gene Ontology annotation, biological process: regulation of transcription by RNA polymerase II.
CUUAAUUUCAGAAAAUUAUGUUCUAAUGUAUGAAGUUAUAGACAAUAAUGAAUUCUGGAAUAAAUAACGAGAUAUCUGUUGAAGUAAAGGAUCUUGAUUGUGAGUUUCUCCCAAUUAUUUACGAUAUCAUCAAGUGCGUUGAGAAGGACCCAAGCGAGGCAUCAUUAAAAAAUAAGGAAAGUCUUGAAGCUGCAAAUAAGAUCCAAGAACUAAACAAGAAGCUUGAGAAAGCCCGGGAACAAGUUCGGAGUCUGAAAGGAAUUGAUUUAAAUCCAGAGGAACAGAAAGCCCAACUUCAAUCUUUGAAGAAACAGCGUGCACUGAAAAAGGAACUGGUACAGAAAUACGAGAGCCUGGGUUCCGUUGCAAAUUUUCUAAAUUUGGGAAAACUUAACGGAACCUCAGAAUAAGAAAACUUAACGGAAUCUCAGAAAAGGAAAACCUAACGGAACCUCAGAGCAAGAAAAAAUCAACAAAAGGAACAGUAACAACUACCACUGCUAAG